This is a messenger RNA of Nematostella vectensis (starlet sea anemone), 603 nucleotides long. RefSeq names its product triple QxxK/R motif-containing protein. NCBI's taxonomy places the organism in Eukaryota, Metazoa, Cnidaria, Anthozoa, Actiniaria, Edwardsiidae. The transcript is spliced from 3 exons. Bases 104 to 340 code for a protein of 78 amino acids. Gene Ontology annotation, cellular component: endoplasmic reticulum membrane. The record is from RefSeq and is a predicted model, not a curated record.
UGGUGUAUGUUUUGACUUAGUAACCUGGCGCCACGUUGCAAAAAAAAAAAACUAACAGAGGAAAACAGAAAAACAUAUAAUACUAUUUUACAAAUUUGAGUCGAUGGCGCGUAAGGACGUCGUUGGAAAGUCAGAAAUAGAAGGCUACAGAAAAAGCUUAGGAAAACAAGAGUUUAAAGGAAGGAGUAAGAAACAAACUCUAGCUGCAAAGGAAAAGGCUCAAGCGAGGAAAUCUGGAAACCCAAUAAAUAUAAUCCUGCUCUACAUAUUGUUCUUGCUAGCAGUUUUAGUGGCAAUUUACUUCAUUUUCUACAUAAUGACUGGAGGAAAGAAUCUAUGAAAACGCCACAGAUUUACAGAUGUAUAUAAUAUAUGAACAAUACCAAGCUAAAAAAAAUUACCCCCAUGCUCAUGGAGUGAUUUUUCUUGUAUGACCCAGGGCUCUUACAUGCGUUUUCUGUUUUGUUAUUAAUUUUUCUUAAAUUUUUUACUCAUUGUAUUAUAGAACCUAAAUUUUAUAAAGAAACAUAGUAACAAUACUAUUGCAGUUUAGCCUAUUAUCAAAUUGUAAAUAAAAUCUUUAAUAAAAUUAUGAACAAAGCU